AUGAGCCUCCGGGCCCUUCCGGUAUCUGCUGCUGCAGCACGAACAGCAGCAGCAGCAGCAACAACAACAGCAGCAGCAACAGCGCCAGCAGCAACAACAACAACAACAGCAACAGCAACAGCAGCAGCAGCAGCUCGCUGGCGUUCUGGAUUCUGCGGGGACCGCUGUUGGGGUGUACAGACAGCAGCAGCAGCAGCAGCAGCAGCAGGGCCCCUCCUUUCUGGCCAGCAUGCGUUAUGGAGUAUUUCUGAUUUAUUUGCUGCUGGGGGGCCCCUCCUUGGGGCCCCCUUUAGACGGUGCUUUCGUACUGUGGGGCCCGCGGUGUCUGUACACCCCAAAGAGGGAGACACCCAGGUGCUGCCCUCUCGGCUUCGCGUUCCCCCAGAGUUUGUCUUCUCGCAAGGCCUUCCUGUCAAGCAGCAAGGCAAGUGCAGCAGCAGCAGCAGCAGCAACAGCAGCAGCAACAGCAGCAACGAGAACAGUAGAGAGAGCAGUAAAAGCAGAAACUACUUUGACGACAGCAUGCUUCUGCUGCUGUCUAGGGACUGGCCUUCUUCUGCUUACUGCAAGGCCUUAGGUGCUGUUGCGGAGGGGGCCAGAGACAUGGAUAAAAAGGACCUGCUGCGGUUAUGCCGUGUAAUUGAGGCACGGCGCGGGCGGCGCUCAGCAGCAGCAGGAGUUGCUGCUGCUGCUGAUGCUGCAGCACCGCCAGGGGCCUCUACAUCUCAAGUGGAUUCAGCGGCAGCAAUAGCAGCAGCAGCAGCAGCAGCCUCAGCUCCUGAAGACCCUUUGGACCUCACGCAGCAGCAGCAGGAGCAGCAGCACAUGAGCAACAACUGCAGCAGCAGCAGCAGCAACGCGGCAGAAGAUGCAGCAGAGAAGAAGACGCUGCAAGAAGUGCUGCCUCAUGUGGAAGGCCAGCUAGCCGCCAUGCCCCUGAGGUUUACUCUGGAGGUGCUGAAGGCAACGGGAGGAGAUAUGCGCGUCGUUGCUGCUGUUGUGCUGAUGCUGCGGGGCUCUAUUGCUGCUGCACCAGCAGAUCUUGCUGCUGCAGCAAGGGAGCUUGCUGCAGCUGGAGUAAAUGAUAAGCAGGCCUUCGUUAUUGCUGCUGCUGCAGCUGUAGCUGCUGCUGCUGCUGCUGCUCCUGUUGUUGCUGCUGCUGCAGAAGCCCUGGACAGAAGCUGCUCCGAAUGCUUCAGCUUGUGGGGACCCACAGACCUCGCGACAUUUGUUGCUGCUGCAGCAGACAUCCAAGUGCUGGUGCUAAGCACUCUGCAGCAGCUUGCCGUGCAUGCGCAAACUGUUGCUGCUAAAGCGCCGCUUGAGGCCCUCGCGCAGCUGCUGCUCGGCUGUCUCCGUCUCCAGCGUGUCCCUCAGUCUCUUCGCUCUGCUGCAGCAGCGCGGCUGAACGCGCUUCCCGACAACGCGCAGCAGCAGCAGCAGCAGCAGCAGCAGCAGGAACUGCAGCAGCAGCAGCAGCUGCUGCUGCACAAAGAAGUAGGGGGGAUGUCGCCUGGUGGUGCUGCUAACCUCAUUACAGCAGCAGCCCUCCUUAAGCUGCUUCUACCUAAGAACACUAUGCAGUUGCUGCUGCAGCAGGCCCCACCGGAGCUGCUGCCGCUGCAGCAGCUGGCGAGGCUGCUGGGGGCCCUCUUGCAGCUAUCAGGAAAAGGGCUUCAGCUGCCUCUCUCCUUUUUGCUGCGUGCGGCUAACGUUGCUUCCUUACGGAUUGCCCCCGUCGUGUUGCAGUGCAUGCAGCAGCAGCAGGAACAGCAGCAGCAGCACCAGAAUAAACUCAGCGACUUGGCAGGAACAGCAGCAGCGCUCGAUAUAUCCAGCUGCUGCACUCUCCUCCAUGCAUUUGCAUCAGCUGCGGCAGCAGCAGCAAAUUCUUCGGGGGAUGAUUUGCUGCUUCCUCUCGUCUCGGUCCAGAGGCUGCUGCAGGCUUACUACGUGCUGCAGCUGCAGCAGCAGCAGCAACAGCAGGUGUAUCGACAGUCGCUGGUGGACUACCUGAAGUCCCAGCAGCUAGCUGCAGCAUCUUGUGGCUUGUUAGGGACAGUAGCGGGAGCAGCAGCAACUGCAGCAAAACCGACAGCAGCUGCUGCUGAACCCUCAGCAGCAUUGGCUGCUGCUGCUGCUUCAGCAGCAGCAGCAGCUUCUGCUCCUGCAGCAGCAGCAGCAGCAGGUUCUGCUGCUGACGCAAAAAUCGACAUCCCCUUUAGGGCCUCUGCCAGUAGGUGGGCGUUUAGAGACGAAGACCUCAGCCAGGAGCUGCUGAUGCUGCGAGACAGUUUGCUACGUGCUGCUGUUGCUGCUGCUGCUGAAACUGUGACUGCAGCAACAGCAGCAGCAGCACCAGCAGCAAAAGCUGUAGACUCUAUCUUGUCAGCAAAUGGUGACCUCUGGCGCCGUGCUGCUAAUACGGAGACACUUCGUCAGAUUAUUGGGAGCUUUUUAAGGCAGCAGCAGCAGCAGCAGCAGCAACAGCAGCAACAGCAGGGUUUCUCGUUGCGGCAGCUUGUGUCCCUUGCCUACUCAGUGGGAUCCACCUCGCUGUUAGCUGCUGCUGACGGGGCUUUGCAUGCGUCUCCCUUCUUCCAGUGCCGCCGUGGAGUGGAGGCUCCAGCUGCUGCUGCUGGUGCAUUUGUUGCUGCUGCUGCUGCUGCAGCAGCAGCAGCAAAUGCAGCUGCACUAGAGCUUCAGUGCGGUGUUAUGAAUGCCGUUGCAGCGGCACUGCAUCAGCAGCUGCAGCAGCAGCAGCAGCCGGUGCUGCCGCCUCCGAGGACAACUGCCGAAGCGCUGCAGCAAUACGUCGUCAGCAGCUACUGUCUCCGCAUCCUUUCCAUCCGUGUGGCUCAGGGGGCCCCCGGGCCUUUGGGGGGCCCCCCAGCCUUGCAGCUGAGAAGCCUCAGGGUUGAGCGAGAACUGGCGGCGAUGCUGAGAGGCAGAGGAGUCUCUAACACAGUUGGGUUUGCCGUCUCUCCCUUCGUGCUCGUUGCUGCUGCUGAGACCCCCUGCAGCAUAGCCUACUGCUACUUACCUCCUUCCUGUCUCUAUUCAGUUGGAGAAGAAAGAGAGACAGCAAUAGAGACAGAAACGGAGACAGAGACAGACAAAGAGACAGAGUUAGAGAGACAAGUAGGCAAGGAGACGGAGACAGAGACAGAGGCAGGCCUCAAGCCAGCUGCUGUCGAGGUCUCUACCAGAUUAGAUAGAGGAGAGACAGUUAGAAAAGGAGACAGGUUAAAAAUAGAGACAGACGCGUGGGGUCUCCUCUGGGUAGGAGGGGGCCCCCGCAAGCUGCAAGGAGACACUUUAGCAGUCCUCAGGGCCCUGCAGCUGCAGGGGUGGCAGCUGCUGCUGCUGCCGCACUUUCUUUGGGGGGCCUCUUCUCCUCAGCAGCGAGCAGAGGCCCUCUGGAGAGCCCGAAGAAGGGCUCUAGAACAAAAAAUGUAG
Eimeria acervulina is the source of this 3459-nucleotide messenger RNA. RefSeq lists its product as hypothetical. The record is from RefSeq and is a predicted model, not a curated record. Gene Ontology annotation, molecular function: transcription coregulator activity. Lineage: Eukaryota; Apicomplexa; Conoidasida; Eucoccidiorida; Eimeriidae. The coding region runs from base 1 to 3459 and encodes 1152 amino acids. Gene Ontology annotation, cellular component: SWI/SNF complex; nucleus. The transcript has 10 exons. Gene Ontology annotation, biological process: regulation of transcription by RNA polymerase II.